Messenger RNA from Tarenaya hassleriana, 382 nucleotides. Its product is annotated as auxin response factor 7-like. NCBI's taxonomy places the organism in Eukaryota, Viridiplantae, Streptophyta, Magnoliopsida, Brassicales, Cleomaceae. Gene Ontology annotation, biological process: response to hormone; regulation of DNA-templated transcription. Gene Ontology annotation, molecular function: DNA binding. The transcript has 3 exons. The record is from RefSeq and is a predicted model, not a curated record. The coding region runs from base 2 to 382 and encodes 126 amino acids.
GAUGCAACCGCCUGCUCAGGAGCUCGUUGCUAAAGAUAUUCAUGAGAGUUCGUGGACUUUCAGACAUAUUUAUCGAGGUCAACCAAAAAGGCAUCUGCUAACUACAGGCUGGAGCGUGUUCGUUAGCACGAAAAGGCUCUUCGCUGGUGAUUCUGUUCUCUUUAUAAGAGAUGGAAAAUCGCAACUUCUCCUGGGUAUAAGGCAUGCAAAUAGACAACAGCCCGCUCUUUCUUCAUCCGUUAUUUCAAGUGACAGUAUGCAUAUCGGGAUUCUUGCCGCUGCAGCUCACGCUGCCACUAAUAACAGUCCGUUCACAAUAUUUUAUAAUCCGAGGUUGUUUCUACAUACCUUUUUUAAAAUCCCUAAACCUCCUUUCCCUUAA